AGAGCCGCUUGAGGAUCCACUGCCUCCUGCUCGUUCCCGGCUCUCACUCAGUCCACUGCGGUAACAAAGGAGACACCGAGGGGGAUGAUGGGAGCGCACACGAGGGUUCUGUCAGAGCAGCGAUAGCACACCGGACCUGGGGCUGUAUUUGACGGAGAAACAGCUGUAGUUUGUGUUUGUUUUGCCUGUUCACGUUCACCUUCCUGAGGCUGACGUCAGAGGUUCCCAGGGGCCACACUUGUGUCUCCUCUGUGAUCCAAACACAGGGUUUUCUCGGAGCUAACGAUGCUGAUCUGCUAAAAUCACACACGGAUGAGAUAUUUGGACAGAUCUGAAUGAUUUUGACGUAAUCAUGUCUGAAGUGACCCCAGCCUGACCCCUCGUGUGGUCAGAGCAGCAGGUCAACGCAUCGCUGAACACGCCUGACCAUGUCCACCGUGGAUACGUGCCCCCGACCCCCCUCGCCCCGCCCGGAGACCCGCCCGAAGCCCCUGCGCCCCGACUCCCCUCCGCUGGGGGAGAGGGGCGCCCCCGUGAGGCGCUCUGGGGGAGUGGUCAAGAGCAUGGUGACCAAAUUCAGCAAACAGGACGAAGCCCCGAGCGCCGCGGUCUCCAAGAAGACGACGGGUAGAGCCGAGCCCAUCUACAGACGCAUCUCCAGGGCGCCCACGGUCAAACCCAAACCGGGACGGCUCAGUCUGCCGCUCCUGCCCCCGCCCCUGCCCAUGAAGAGAAACAAAGUCCUCAGAAAACAACAAAGUCUGACGGGAAACGAGGUGGAGAGCGGCUCUGCGGAACGGGGACGAUCAGACCCUGAUGGUAAAGAGGUGGAGCCACGAGCGUUUAAAGGCGGAGACGACGACUCGGAGCACGGCGUGGACGUCCUGGUCAGUCCCUGCGCUGACCCCUGCUGUACCUGCGUGUGCCACCUGCAGCGGCCCGGCAUGAUGCUCGUGUGGGUCCCUAUAGACUCAGGGAAAGAGGAGGAACACGAGGAAGAGGAGCCAGACAUGGAGAACGGAGCUGAGGACACGGAGGAGGAGGUGGAGGAGGUGGAGGAGGAGGAAGAGGAGGUUCACCAAGAGGACGAGAGUUACACCGAAGAAGAAGAAGAAGAAGUGGACGGGUUUCACGAUGAGCCUGAGGUUUUCAAAAACAACAAAGCAGCGUUCCAGCAGAGUCUGAACGUGCUGAUCAGUGAGGGCCACAGGAGGCGCUCUGACCCGGGACCGCACGCCAUUUUCAGCACUUUGGCAGAACUCCGAGCCGCGUCUCCUCCGAUUCCUCCCAAACGCACACACUCCCCUUCCAGCAUCCAGACAAACGCUCGGAUCGAUGAGGAGGAGAACGUUUACGAGGUCAAACUCCCCGUGGUCGACCGCAAACACAGCACGACCGAAUGCAAAGAGCUGGACAUCCCUUUGAUCCGAGUCCGAAAACCAUAUCGGAGCUCGAAACUGUCGUACAGCACCUCGGACCCGACGUCGGAGUUUCAGACAGACUUUGGUCCGAGCCCGGAGGACGUUCCCCCGGCGAUCCCUCCCCGUAUGCCCAUCGCGCCCGAGACCCAGAGCCUCGCGCGGCUGCUCCGAGGAGGCUUCCAGCAGCAGCCCCCGGUGGAAGACGCACCGCCGUUCCUACUGCCCCCUAGAGGCACAAGUCCGCAAAACGUCACCACCACCACUCCUCCCAGAAGCCCCUUAGUCCCUCACAGACCUCCACCGCCACCGCCCAAGUCUGAGCCGCGGAGAAUGAGCACUGCCUCCGUGAUGUCGCUCCCGGUUCCUCUGAGAAAAGAAGAAGAACAAAAUGAGAAGCACGAGGAGGAACGUGAGGACGCAGUGGAAGUGCCGCGUCCGGUUCGAACCCUGUCUCUAAGAGUAAAAGGAGCUUCAAUGGACAGACUACAGGAGUUCAAACAGAAAGAAGAGCCGUUGUACCAGACGUACCGCGACAGCGUCAUCAUCAAAGAGAUCAAGAGGCAGACCGUUUGCCGAAACAUUAGCAAAGCCAGCGCGGACUUCGCCGUGGAAGCGGGCGCCCGUCGACCUACGAACAGCAGGUCCAGCCCGGUGCCCGCCGGGGCCCAGAGCACGCUGUGGCAAGACCUGCAGGCCGUACGGGACAGCGGCGCCUUGGAGCAGCUCGGCCCCGAGAAGUGUAAAUACCAAGAGAGCAUGUUUGAGGUGUUGACGUCGGAGACUUCGUACCUUCGUUCUCUCCGUGUUUUGACUGAACAUUUCUUGGAGAAUCGUGAGCUGGAGGAGACGAUGAUCAUCAGGGACAAGAAGGUUCUGUUCUCCAACAUCCUGAGGAUCCGAGAGGUCAGCGAGAGGUUCCUGAAGGAUUUGGAGGAUCGUAUAUUUGAGCAGAUCGUUUUCUCCGACGUCUGUGACAUCAUUCAUUACCACGCGCAGCACAACUUCCCCGCCUACGUCGACUACGUCCGCAACCAGAUCUUCCAGGAGAAAACCUACAGUAACCUCAUAAAGAACAACGCUCCGUUUGCAGCCGUCAUCACUCGCCUGCAGGAGUCGCCGCAGUGUCAGCGUCUGCCGUUUGUGUCCUUCCUCCUGCUGCCCUUCCAGAGGAUCACACGGCUCAAAAUGCUCAUCGAGAACAUCCUGAAAAGAACCAAGGAGAAGACGACGGAGGAGGAGACGGCCUCUAAAGCUCUGGCCUCCGUGUCAAAGAUAAUCGACGAGUGCAACACCGAAGUGGGUAAAAUGAAACAAACGGAGGAGCUGAUCCACAUCUCCCAGACCCUCGAGUUUGAGAAGCUGAAGGCCGUUCCCAUCAUCUCCCCCACGCGGCGUCUGGAGAAGAAGGGAGAGCUCCAGGAAAUGUCCAAAGGAGCGACUCUGUUCAACAUGAGGCCGAAGUUCACGCCCAUCUACCUGUUCCUCUUCAACGACCUGCUCCUCAUCACGGCGAAAAAGAGCUCGGAGCGCUUCGUGGUGAUGGAUUACGCUCAUCGCUCGUUGGUGCAGGUCCAAGGGCUGGAAGACGCCGGCAGCAACAGCGCCAUCUAUGAAAACUGUUUUACUCUCAUUCUACUGGAGAACCACCAGAAACGCCUGAUGGAGCGGCUGCUGAAGGCGCCGACGCGUUCAGACAUGGAGCGGUGGAUGGCGGCUUUCCCCAGCCCCACAAAACCAGACGUGGACGACAGUGAAGUGGUGUACGAGGACUGGGACUGUCCUCAGGUCCAGUGUGUAGAACAGUACACGGCGCAGCAGGCGGACGAGAUCUCCCUGGAGCCCACAGAGAUCAUCAAUGUGGUGAAAAAAGGCAGCGAAGGCAUGUACCAAGGGAUCCGCCUCUCCGACGGUCAGAAAGGCUGGUUCCCUGUGGAAAACGUCAUCGAGAUCACCAACGAGCACGUGCGGAGGCGGAACCUGCGGGAGCGCUACAGAGUCAUGCAAGCGGCGAGCAACUUCACCAGCGGCAAGAGUCGGACCGCGAACUGAAGCGGCUGAGGCUCCUGAACGCGGAACAAACGCUACACUUUCACCGGAGCCAGAGUUUCUAUCGGGAACUGAAACGCGACGAAAAGAGAAGGUGCCAUUUUGAAACAGACGGGGCAUAAAUAAAACUGAAACUCUUCAAAAAACGAGACCGAGAAGCAAAACAGGACGAACUGAAGGCUCAAAUUUGAAUAUUAAGGAUAAUCCCAGACUUAAAGGUGAAGUACGUCACUUUUUGGUCUCCAUGGAGAUGUCAUUAUACCACGCAACCACCCAACGCAAAAGUAGUUCCGGCAGCGGUUGAAUCACGUUACCAUAGCAACAGGUAAAGAAAUGAAAUAAUGCUGAUAUUUUACGACAUUUACAGACGGUGAACAGGAUUUUCACGUUCACGGGGGGAGACGUUUCAGUUUGUGGUCGCGGUGACAGCGACUUAAACGACGAGGAGCCGUGUUUUCUGCACGUCGUGGUGUUCUGCGACGCCGCUCUGUGCGUUAAAACUGCAGAAAACACGGCUCCUCGUUUAACGCUCACGUACUUUUUACUUUUUGAAUGGGACUGAAAGGAAAGUAUUUUUAUUAUUGCGUGAGACGAGGUGAAAAGGCCGAGGGUUUAGUUUUACACGUUCGUGAUUUGAGCAAAACAAAAUGUACAGCUAGAAAAAAAAUUAAUAAAUCAGUUGUUUCUGUUGAACAAAAUUCUGCACAAAUCUUAAUCAAAAUCACCACAUUUGAAGCUUUAAAAGACUCAAAACCUGCACUAAAUACUUUUACUUUUUACUCUUUAAGUACAUUUUUAAACGGGUACUAAUAUUUUUACUUAAGUCGAUUUUUUUUCACAUGAUACUUUGACUUUUCGUUGCAGUAUCUGUACUUUUACUUCACAAAAUUGAGUACUUUUUCCACCACGGCGUAUUCCACAGAUGGACUGCACAGAACUGCUUUAUUUUGGAUGGAUUUGACCCAGUUUCACCUGAAAGAGAAACAGAAAUCUUGUAUAAAUCAAACACUAACCUGCACGUGUAACUCAGGAUCAUAUUACUAGAAAUCAAACUAGUUGUUUCAUCAGGUUUUGUGGAACAGCGCCCUCUGCUGUUUGCUGUUGUAAUGUGUAAAUGUUGUAAAUACUCCAAAGUAGUAGUGUUUUUAAUAAAAAUGCUGUUUUUUUUUU
Messenger RNA from Periophthalmus magnuspinnatus, 4637 nucleotides. RefSeq names its product Rho guanine nucleotide exchange factor 15b (gene arhgef15b). Lineage: Eukaryota; Metazoa; Chordata; Actinopteri; Gobiiformes; Gobiidae. The record is from RefSeq and is a predicted model, not a curated record. The coding region runs from base 429 to 3470 and encodes 1013 amino acids. Gene Ontology annotation, biological process: activation of GTPase activity. Gene Ontology annotation, molecular function: protein binding; guanyl-nucleotide exchange factor activity. The transcript is spliced from 16 exons.